Molecule: messenger RNA, 939 nt
Organism: Pleurotus ostreatus (oyster mushroom)
Lineage: Eukaryota; Fungi; Basidiomycota; Agaricomycetes; Agaricales; Pleurotaceae
Product: putative aminophospholipid-translocase
Exons: 6
Coding region: 1-939 (312 amino acids)
Biological process (GO): phospholipid translocation; retrograde vesicle-mediated transport, Golgi to endoplasmic reticulum; endocytosis
Cellular component (GO): trans-Golgi network; plasma membrane; endosome
Molecular function (GO): ATPase-coupled intramembrane lipid carrier activity
Source: RefSeq, a predicted model, not a curated record
AUGUGUGGGAUCAUUGAAGGUAGAUGGACGUCGCCUGCGCUUGCUGUAUGCCUAUAUAAGCCCCAAUUUCUGUCAAGGCUUGGCCUGGAUCUAACCGGGUACAAGGGUCUAGGAGUACAGCAAGCGGUGCGGGUUGGAGCUCGAGCUGCAGCCGUGGCGUCGACACGACGUGCAGGGAAGGGCAAGGCCAGGCAGAAAGACAGAUACGUGGAUGACCCCGAGGAGGAGGACACGCUUCUUGGGGGCCAGUACGACGAGGUGGAGAGCUCGAAUGCACCUCCAUCAACGACACUGCAGAAGUCUCCCACUGCAUCCCUGAAGAGUCGAAACGAGAAGGAUAAAUCACGAACUAUCCCAUUUCGACUGCCAGAUAAACUGCAAUCGCGAUUUCCUCCAAAUAUUGUGCGGAAUCAGAAAUACAACGCUUUCACCUUCCUUCCCAUCGUGCUUUAUGAGCAGUUCAAGUUCUUCUUUAACUUAUAUUUCCUGCUUGUUGCAUUGUCUCAGUUCGUACCCGCGCUGAAGAUUGGCUUCAUAUUUACAUACAUUGCCCCUCUGGCAUUCGUCCUUUUUGUGACACUGGGAAAGGAGGCAUACAACAACUACAAACGCAACCUUCGCGAUAAUACCUCAUCCUCGAAAGUCACGACAUCCCCUCCCGUUCGCAUGACACAUCAUAGCGCCAUCACCCGUGCCAUCCCCUCGUCGUCGAUCCGCGUCGGUGACCUCAUUGUGCUAGAAAAGAACCAGCGAGUCCCUGCCGAUGUCGUUCUACUUCGCACAUCAGACUCGUCAGGGACGUGUUUCAUACGAACAGACCAGCUCGACGGCGAAACAGAUUGGAAGCUGCGCGUUGCGGUGCCAUCUUGCCAGAAGCUUGGUGAUGACAAGCGUUUGUUGACUCUGGAUGCAGAAAUAUACGGUAUGUCACCCAGUUAG